This is a messenger RNA of Cimex lectularius (bed bug), 939 nucleotides long. RefSeq names its product 39S ribosomal protein L13, mitochondrial (gene mRpL13). The record is from RefSeq and is a predicted model, not a curated record. Gene Ontology annotation, biological process: translation; negative regulation of translation. Lineage: Eukaryota; Metazoa; Arthropoda; Insecta; Hemiptera; Cimicidae. Gene Ontology annotation, cellular component: mitochondrial large ribosomal subunit; ribosome. The transcript has 3 exons. Bases 83 to 616 code for a protein of 177 amino acids. Gene Ontology annotation, molecular function: structural constituent of ribosome; mRNA binding.
UGCCGAUUUUGGAACCAAUUGUAAGUCAGAGAAUACCGGGGAGGUUAUAGUUCUGGUGUAUUUUCUCCUUCCCUAGGCUAGAAUGAGUACUUUGCAAAGGGUGACCCAAUGGAAUGCAUUUACGAGGGUCUGGCAUCUGUUCGAUGCUAAAUGGCAAAAUCCUUUCGACUCGGCAAAAAUAAUAACAAAGUAUCUUAAAGGGACUUACAAGCCAUUUUACCAUCCUCUCAAUCGAUGCGGCGACAUGGUCGUCGUGAUUAACAGUAAGGAUGUGGCUUUGCCGGGCGAUGAGUGGCGUAAGCGAGUCUACUUCCACCACACUGGCUAUCCAGGUGGUGCGACAUGGACUCUGGCUUGGGAGCUUCACGAAAAAGACCCGACGAUGGUGAUAUACAAGGCGGUGUACAGGAGUAUGAAGGGAAACCUCCAGCGUCGUUACACGAUGAAACAACUGCUCAUAUACCCAGAUGACAAAGUCCCCGAGGACAUCAUGGGGAACAUAACCAACCAGAUACGAGGCCUGCGGCCUGUACCAAAGACACUGCCCUCGUAUGGUGAAAGCGCUAAAGACUUCCCGCGUAUCUGGACACCACCUAAGGACUACAUGCCCAAAUAAUGUACAAAUUUAGUUACCCUCUUGUAAAUAUAGCAUUUCUACUUAUGUUUCAAAAUAUGACGAUAAAAAAAGCUUUUAUUUUUGUCAGUUAAAAUUGAAAAUACAAAUGUGGGCCGACUGACUGUAGUCAGAACGUUUCCACAGCUGCAAAGGGCAGAUAUGAUUACUCAAUACUGUAAUAACAUAUUUUCUGACCAAACUUUGUACAAUUUCACUCAUUUUUUAGUAAAAUAUCUUGAUUUGAUGGAUAAUCAUGAUCAAUAGAUUCAAGUGAUACGCUUCAGUUCUACCAUGGAGCUUAUCAGACACUACAUAAUAACAUA